This is a messenger RNA of Paramecium octaurelia, 565 nucleotides long. NCBI's taxonomy places the organism in Eukaryota, Ciliophora, Oligohymenophorea, Peniculida, Parameciidae. The record is from the annotation of a GenBank genome assembly.
AUGGAAUAAUUAUAAAUUCUUUACAACAAAAAAUUAAAUAAUUGGAAAAAUAUUCAUGAUUUAAGGGAGUUGGAAGACUUAUAAUUGGAUAGAUUUUUGAUUGUUUAUUUCUCUUAAAUUGUAGAUAAUUUAAUUUUAGUCAACAUCUUUAGGUCUGCCUUAAUGUUAAUAAAUUUCCUUGAAUUUCGAGAGUCUCAGGGUAAGUAUAGGAUCGAUAAGAAUUGUAUAUUAUUAUGUGAUUGGGAUAGCAACUAGCCUUUUGAAGGCAGAAUUCGAAAGAAAAAUGAGAGGGAAAAGGGGCACAGUACCAGAGAAGGGAUUAAAAACUGAUGAAAAUAUUCCUAGAGGAGAAUGACCGAAAUUUUUUGGAUUUACAAAUAUUUAAUGGAAUAGUUAAUUUUUUAGGAGAGACAGUGGAGUAAUGGAGGGGUUUGAUAUUUCUCAAGUAAGAAAUUUUAUAAUUUGAUAAUGUAAUUUUCUUCAUGAGCAUUUGAAAAAAGGAAAAUAAUUAAGUUAUUGUGAGAAGAAAUUUGAAAAAUCUUAUCCAUUAAUAAUAAACUCAGAC